Laccaria bicolor S238N-H82 is the source of this 1062-nucleotide messenger RNA. RefSeq lists its product as uncharacterized. NCBI's taxonomy places the organism in Eukaryota, Fungi, Basidiomycota, Agaricomycetes, Agaricales, Hydnangiaceae. The transcript is spliced from 2 exons. The coding region runs from base 1 to 1062 and encodes 353 amino acids. The record is from RefSeq and is a predicted model, not a curated record.
AUGCCACUCACUCAGGCUCUCUCCCCCGAACUUUGCGCAAAAAUUGUCCAAUGGUCCAGCUCGAAACGCUCAGAUUUAGCCGCUCUUUGCUUGACUUCCAAAGCCUUCCAACGCGAAGCCGAAGUAAAGCUGUAUGCAAACCUCAAUUUCAGCAUUACCACGCAAGCACACAUGGCCUGCCGAACCCUAAUCGCACAGGAUCGCCUCGCCAGUCUUGUAAAACUUUUCUGGUUUAACCAGGACAAUAGACGCACACCAACAAUAUUAGGCCCCGCGUUCUGGGAGGUCAUCCACGGGGCGCUCACCAAGAUGCGAAACCUCGAGAACUUGCUGUUAUUUGAUCACGGAUACUCCAACACGUGGAUCUUUGAUCCCACACAGAUCCAGUUCCAACUUGUGGAGGCGAAACUUCGUUUUGCCUGGGAUAUGAAUGUCGCUAGGUUCUUGGAAAGCCAGAAGAGGCUCCGGGUGUUCCAUCUGUACGACCAGAUGGAGGAAAUAGGCGCUGAGAUCAAUCCCGCGCGCUUGCCCCCGCUGAAUGUCCUGGAUGCGGCUUUGAUGAUUGGAAUCCAGUUUCUUUCUUGCCCCCUCACCCAUCUACAACUGGUCCUUGACAACGACAUCCUUCCGUCUCUGUCUUUAGAGAUUCUCGCUGGGCUUGCGCCCCUCAGCAAGACACUUCGUUCGCUCAACUUACUCGAAGUGCAUGAGAUUAUGUCCACUAAAGCGCUCGAAAUUGUAGCAAAUUGCUGCCCUUUGCUCCGUCACAUUGGGCAUUUUCCUUUACCCAUUGAAAAUCGACAUGAGUUUCACGCCUCCCUUUUGCGACUGCACUACCUCCGCUCCAUAGAGCUUGACGUUACUCGCUGGGUGCCUCAGCCCAUUCUCACAAGCCAGCGAGCACUCGCGGCGGAAAUCAAGACGUUUUGCCCUACGAUUCGUGCUGUUGCAUUUUGGAUGGGGACCACAAGAUUCAAAUGGACCUACUCGGGCGAAGCCUGGAGUCAGCGCACGGACACUCAUCAACAUCCUCAAUAUACAUUCGUUUGGACAUCUGCUUGA